Messenger RNA from Linum trigynum, 595 nucleotides. The record is from the annotation of a GenBank genome assembly. NCBI's taxonomy places the organism in Eukaryota, Viridiplantae, Streptophyta, Magnoliopsida, Malpighiales, Linaceae.
CAUAAGUAUAUGUGCUUUCAAAGACCAUAAAUUACCAAUAGAAGUACAAGGUUAUUAUAAACCCAAAAAUAGGAAUCCAAGGUGACAAAAGAACAACAAUGGCGGUAAGCAUCGUGAAGACAAACACAACCGGGAAGUUGUUUCUUGCAAUUGCAAUUGUGGUGUUGUUGGUUGCGGUAUCACCAUUCCCAUGUCAUGCUAAUGAUCCUCACUUGGCGUGUUUUGAAAAAUGCCUGAAGCAUUGUGGUGCGCCAUGUUACCAUCAAUGCAUCGAUAAAUGCAAGAAGAGACUUCCCUCCUCCACUUUCAAGAGAGGCUCUGGAGAUUAGAAGUGUGGAGAGAAAGUAUGAUGGUAACAUACUUUUAGGAACAUGGCUUGUUCAUUCACUUGCUCAUGAACUCGCAGCUUCGCCAAGCCAGAAGCGGCGAAGGAGGGGCUGGGGAAGGCCGACGACUACAUGACGAUCAAAAUAACGGAUAUGAGUGAAUAAUAAUGUACUAGGAAAUAGUACAAGUUCUUGUUCCCAUUCACUUGAACAUUUUCUUUAGAUUUCCCAACGAUUAACUUGACACGGAACAAAUACUUCACAUGCGA